Molecule: messenger RNA, 1200 nt
Organism: Debaryomyces hansenii CBS767
Lineage: Eukaryota; Fungi; Ascomycota; Pichiomycetes; Serinales; Debaryomycetaceae
Exons: 1
Coding region: 1-1200 (399 amino acids)
Biological process (GO): biosynthetic process
Molecular function (GO): pyridoxal phosphate binding; catalytic activity
Source: RefSeq, a predicted model, not a curated record
AUGGUUUUGCAAGAGGAGUUUCAAGUUGAACAGUUCAUGGAUAAAUAUGAGACUGAUAUCAAGUAUAACAUGGGCGAAACAUGUGUUGAUUCGUUAUCUAUAAAGGACUUGACAGAGUUAGUAGAUCCAAGGGAUGCUAAGAAUGUACAGCAACAAUUGUCGAAGGCUGUUUUGGAGACAAAGCUAACUUACGGAUGCAUUCAGGGGUCUGAAAGGUUGAGAAAGGCUAUUUCUAAGAUUUAUAAUGACGAUUAUAAGGGGGGUGAAAACCCGAACCCAGUUGAGCCGACAGACUUGGUUAUAACCAAUGGAGCCAUUGGUGGCAACUUCUUACUAUUUUACACUUUGGUAGAUCCUGAAGAUCAUGUAAUUAUAGUUGAUCCGAGCUACCAACAAUUAUCUAGUGUGCCCAAUGUGUUCUCAAGUGGAAAUGCCACCAAAUUCCCAAUGAACUUCGAAGAUGGUUAUAGGCCAAAUUUAGAGAAGUUAUCGAACUUAAUGGCCGAGAGAAAGACCAAGUUAUUGGUUAUUAAUAAUCCCAAUAAUCCAACGGGUGUUGUUUGGGAGAACCAAGUAUUAGAGAAAAUCAUUGAUAUUUGCAGAAAGCACGACGCUUACAUAUUAUGUGACGAGGUAUACAGACCGUUGUACCAUUCAGUUGAACCGGGUCCAAAAUCCAUAGUUAAUUUUGGAUAUGAAAAGGCCAUUUCUACAGGAUCUACUUCCAAGGCAUUCUCAUUCGCUGGGUUGAGACUAGGCUGGAUUGCAUGUCAAAAUCCCGGAUUAGUGAAAAAUUUACUAUGUAAGAGAGAUUAUAAUACGAUUUCAGUUUCAAUGAUUGACGACAUCUUAGCGACGUUUGUAUUGGACAACUACAAGACAAUUCUUGAAAGAAAUUAUCAGCUUUGCAGGGAUAAUUUGAAACUAAUCGAGGACUUUGUUGAUGAAUCUCAAGGAAAAGUUGCGUGGGUGAAGCCUCAGGGAGGAACUACGUGCUUUUUGAAGUUCACUAAUCCAAACAUCGAUACUUUUAACAUGUCGACAGAUUUAGCAGAGAAUCACGGUUUGUUGAUUAUUCCCGGUGAAACGUUUUAUAACAAGAAGGGCUUCAUCAGAGUAGGUUUCGGGAAUAGUAGAGCUUCGGUCGAAGGUGGCCUCGCCGUAUUGAAGCAAUGGCUAGUAAAAGAAAACUUAUGGUAA